Cyphellophora europaea CBS 101466 is the source of this 312-nucleotide messenger RNA. RefSeq lists its product as uncharacterized. The record is from RefSeq and is a predicted model, not a curated record. Bases 1 to 312 code for a protein of 103 amino acids. The transcript has a single exon. Lineage: Eukaryota; Fungi; Ascomycota; Eurotiomycetes; Chaetothyriales; Cyphellophoraceae.
AUGCCCGCCAAAGAAACCGCCCUCGCCCUACUGGCGACAUUCGAGCCCAUGGAUGUCGCCGCUAACAUUGGCCUCCGCACCCCGGACUGCACAUGGCACAUGGCUCCGGCGUCGACGGGUUACUCGCCGGCGGGGCAGAGCAACGAGCAGCACGAGAAACACUUGCGGGGCAUUCACGCUUUUGUGUACCGCUUUCCGGUCACGCCUAUCGAGGUGUGGGAGGGGAAGCGGGAGGAAGGGGGGACUGUGGUGACGGUGUGGGCGAAGAGUGAGGCGUUCUUCAGGGAUGAGAUUAAAGGUGGUGAGUACUAG